Messenger RNA from Rhipicephalus microplus (southern cattle tick), 867 nucleotides. RefSeq lists its product as uncharacterized. Lineage: Eukaryota; Metazoa; Arthropoda; Arachnida; Ixodida; Ixodidae. The record is from RefSeq and is a predicted model, not a curated record.
AUGGAAGCGACACUUCAGCAUAGCCAGGGUAGCCAGCCCCAUCACGGCGGUCCACCACAUUCCGAAGGUCCACCGCGUCACGGCGGUCCACCGCAGUAUGACGGCCCACGGCAUUAUGACGGCCCACCGCAUCCUGGCGGCCCACCGAAUUUCAACGGCCCACCGCAUCCUGGUGGCCCACCGCACUUUGACGGCCCACCGCAUCCUGGUGGCCCACCACAUCCUAGCGGUCUAGCCCGUUUCGACGGACCACCGCACCAAGGCGGCCCACCGCAAUCCGGCGGCCCACCAUCGCAAUCAGGGGGACCAUCGCCGCAUUUAGGACAUUUUGGAGGACCACCGCAUUCGGGCGGCCCACCACAUCGCAGCGGCCCGCCACCGCCACCGCCCCACAUGGGGCCUCCCCCUCCGGCACACGCCGAGAAUGCUCCAUCGGGCCAAGGCAACAAGUUCAACCUGGGCAGCAGCUCGGUGCGACUGCAGCUGAACCGCGAGUACUACCGCACGCCUCCCGGCUUGCUGGGCAUCGUGGAGGUGCUCUGCUCGUGCGCCAUCGUCACAACGCUCAGCCUGCGCGGCUUCGUGUUCGACGUGUUCUUCUUCCUCUGCAACCUGGGAUUCACGUACGCGCUCGUCGGCGUCAUGUUCUUCGUGAACGGCCUGGUGGGCUCGCGUGCCGGCCGCGACCUGCCUCUGCUGGUGGCCGUGCAGUACUACGGGCUCGGCUUCGUCAUGUUCCUAGCCGCCGGCAUCGCCAGCCUGGCGAGGUCGCAGCGCGAGUUAGUCGCCAUCAUGGUCGGCACCAUGUCCGUCGUCGUGGCCAUAGCGCUCUUGGUGCACGCCGUGCACUCGGUGCGGAGCUCGUGA